AUGCUGCAUCACUCAGUCGCAGCAAAGCCGCUCGCUUCAGUACCUUUCGCAGGCCUCGUCGCUAGCUCCGCCCCUUAUACCGCACGCCCCGGCACCGGCAAGGCAGGUGGAAUUGGCCUAGUGGGUAGCAGCGAGAGAGCGCGCGGGACCCGGAGGGAUCUAAGCGGCGCGUUGGUCGGGUGGAGGCGGUUAGAUCGGGCCUUGAGCAGACGGUCAAUUUCCGCGUCUGGUGGGGUGGUUGUGGCCGCUACUGCAGGCGCGGCGGAUAGGGCAAGCGGCGGCGAGAUGGACUCGGCGGAGCGACCCGUGAAGAUGACUCGCGCCCUUCUUCCCAUCGCGCCCUCUCCCCCAUCGCGCCCUCUCCCCAAUUGCGCGCUCUCCCCAUUCGCGCCCUCUCCCCAAUUGCGCGCUCUCCCCAUUCGCGCCCUCCCCCAUCGCGCCCCCUCCUGUCUUCCCCCCCCGCCCUCCAGCCCGGUGGUGGAGCACGUGGCGCUGUUUAAUAUGCCGGCGGACAUGGCGGAGGAGAGCGAGGGCGACAUGCUGAGCCACCUGUACUCGCUGCAGUACCACUACCCGCACCUCCUCGCCAUCUCGCUCGGCCGCAUCCAACCCACCAAGCGCCCCGUCGGCUUCUCCCACGCGCUCUUCGCGCGCUUCCCCUCGCGCCAGGCACUGGACGGCUUCCUCGCGCUGCCCGCGCUGGCGGCCGCCAUGGAGCAGUUCGUCACGCCCUCGUGCACCGACACGCUAUCGCUGUCAUACGAGGCCCAGGUGGAGGCAGACAUAGAGAGCGUCUUCAGGCGUGGCGAUGCGUAUGAGCGGGGAGUGGAGCACGUGGUGUUGCUGCGCGCCAAGCCAGCAGCGGAGGCGGACAAGCAGAGCGCCAUGGUUGCAGCCCUGGCUGCCCUGCCCCUAGUCAUGGAACCGCACAUCCUCGUGCAGCUCACUGCUGGCGCCAACUUUGCUGUCGACACCGCCAAGGGCUUUACGCACGGACUCGUGGCGAGAUUCCCCUCAGGUUGGUGUAUGCUUAGGACAGAUGUACCUGCCUACCUUCGCUUCUCAAGCACCCCAAUCUCUGUCUCCCCUGCCACAUUGUGUGUGAUCACAGAGGAGGCACUGGAUGCUUACAACAAGCACCCCAGCCACCGGCAGGUGCUGCGACAGCAUGUGCUGCCAUUGAGUGAAUCCAUCUUGGCUGUUGACUUUCACGUGGAACCUGUAGGGAGGGAAGAGAAGGUUUAG
Molecule: messenger RNA, 1245 nt
Organism: Closterium sp. Naga37s-1
Lineage: Eukaryota; Viridiplantae; Streptophyta; Zygnematophyceae; Desmidiales; Closteriaceae
Source: the annotation of a GenBank genome assembly